Messenger RNA from Nasonia vitripennis (jewel wasp), 7383 nucleotides. RefSeq names its product sodium/potassium/calcium exchanger Nckx30C (gene Nckx30C). The coding region runs from base 2972 to 4693 and encodes 573 amino acids. Gene Ontology annotation, biological process: calcium ion transmembrane transport; intracellular calcium ion homeostasis. Gene Ontology annotation, molecular function: calcium, potassium:sodium antiporter activity; calcium channel activity. Lineage: Eukaryota; Metazoa; Arthropoda; Insecta; Hymenoptera; Pteromalidae. The record is from RefSeq and is a predicted model, not a curated record. The transcript has 4 exons. Gene Ontology annotation, cellular component: membrane.
UCCCAAUGACUUAAAAUUUGGCAUAAGCUAUUGAUUUAUUCAGAUCUAUGUGUGUGAUUUUUUCCUGAAUAUGUUUGCUAUUUCUGAAUCAGAUAAACCUUCUUAAAAAUGGUCGACCGCGACCCGCCUACGGUGAUAUACUGCGUCACAACAGUAAUUAGACACCAGUGAAGUUUCCACUUGUAACAAUCUUGUGUAAUGGUUACUAAUAAAAAUGUUCAAACAUGACUUAUUAGAUCUUAUCCUUUGUACCUUUAAACUAUCACCGUGAUUUUUUAUCACAAAAGUGAUUAUAUGGAAAUAUCUAGGUAACAUUUUAUCAAUUUCACCCUUUUCCACCCAAAAAGAUCAAAACAUUUUUACAAUUUGUUAAAAACUCAGGUUUGUUUAUAGUUUUUUUUUUCAAUUCGUCGUGAUUUUUAAAAAUUUUAUGAACUUAUUGCGUUUAAUUGGGAUAUUUUCUCUUAUUUUAAUACCUUUCUGCACUUUUCUAACACAUACAAUUUUUGAGAAUUCUCAGAUUUAACCAUAUUUUCUUACAUUUCGUCCAAGCAAAUUCGCAUUUUUCUUCCAAAUUGCGAAUUAUCGUAACAGCUAGGCCAAAAGAUACCAAAAGUGCAGAAGGGUGCCAAGAGCUGCCGAAUCAUUUCCGUGCCAUUUGAUCAACAUCGAUUUCAGAUAUGAUGUUGAUCAAGAAGAGUUUGGAGUGUUAUUAACGAAAGAUUUUUUUUUUUUUGAGUUGGUAGCGUUAUUUUACUUUCAAUUCUAAUCUAUAUAUUUUUUCUAAUACGAAGUAAUUAUUGAAUAAUAAUAGAAAUAGAUAAUAGAGAAUAGAUAAUAGAAAUAGAAUAAAAACUUGAAAUAAGCAACAGUUUUGGAAUUUUUUGUAAAUAUUGAUCAAAUUUAUAAAAAAAUUUACGUUUCUUUUAGAUGCUAUGCAUAAUCUACACAUUGAAUCCGACAUCGCUUCUUACAAAGAUAUACUGAAUACAAUCGAUUCUCAGGAAAUGCUAGAAAGUAUCGAGGAAAAUUUUGAAGAAAUAGAUUUUUAGAGAUUUAGUACCAAAUCAUAAUAAUAUAAAUGAAAGCAUUCAAACCAAUUCUCAAGAGAUUCUUGUAGUUAACAAUGUAGACUUUGAUAAAAUUGAUGCGAAAUUUUGAAGAAGUUUUUGGGGACAAUGAUGUAAGCUCUGAAGAGAUUAAUGAUGAAGAUGAGAUAAAGCUAUGGUUUGAAGCAACCUCUCUAGAAAGUCUUGGAGCUGAUGAGUUAAGCUUUCAAAAAACGGAUGACAUCCCUAUGGAAGAAUCACGCUUACCAUCAAAUGGUAACUUGACAAAAACUUCGACUGAACACGAAAUGGAUGAUAUUCCUAUGAAUGAUGUUGAACUUGAAGUAGAUUCAUUAUCUCUGGAACUUCUGAAAAGUGUUGAUGAAUAUGCGGGUUCUUGUUGGUCAUUUUCGUUUGAAAAUGAAAACAGUGCGAUAGCCAACGAUCUAAUAAACGACUCAUCCACUACAAAAAAUGAUUCGAUUCCAUGCCUCCAGAUUAAUUCACCAGAAACUAUAAGAACUAAUUAUCAAAAUUCUAACAACUUUGAACUGUCACCCACUCUUCAGAGUAGAAAUAAAAUAACUAACAACUUUUCGAAAGAUGAUUCAGACCUGAGCCUAGGAAUAAAUUCUCCAGAAUUUCUACGAGCUGGUCCUCAAAAUCAUGACGAAUCUCUUACAUUCAUGAAUGAAAAUAUAACGAUUCCUUCUUUGGACGAUGAUUAUAAUAGUAGCGUUAACGAAAGAAAUCGAAAGAGAUCCGCUCCUUCCGAUUCAGACGAUUCUGAUUUUGAUAUAAGUGAAUUUCUGAAUGCCCGCUGUCUGUGUCGUAAAGGACAUCCUGAAACCAAAAUUCAGUAUUCUAAACAGCAAGACAAAGUCGUUAAACCCUUAAAGGACAAACCCAUUGACUUAGAUUUAGGAAUAGAGCUUAUUGGCCAAAUUGAAAAAAAUAAUUCUAAUCACGAGUCUGGAACCUCAAACUCUCAUGUAAGUAAAACUAAACCCGAAAGAAAAGCGACGAUGAAGGCGAAAGUACGGGAUUCUUCAGACAGCGAAUCAAAGGAUUCAGAUGAUGACCAAAUGUUGAUGAUUUUGAAGAAAGUUCUGAAGAAGAUUCUGGCAUGAGUGAAGAGGAAUUACCGUUCAGUCCGAACGAUAACUUAAAGAAGAAGAAUGCAGUGAAGAAACGGAAGAAAGAUGAAACAAAUAAAUCAUAUGAGUUCGUUGACGAUAACAAAAACUUGGAGGUGGAGUUUCUGAAAAAAUUGCAUGUACCCAACUCUGCGGAAGGCGCAAAACAUUAUUCUAAAGAAGGCUGCUGUCCCUUUUGCAAACAAGUUUUUAAACGACUUGAUAGGCAUUUACCGGUACAUCAAAAGGAAUCUAAAACUGUACAAAAAUUGUGUAGUUUGCCAAAAAGAUGUAAAGAAAGGAUGGACUUAUUUAAAACUAUAUGAUUGAAUGGUAUUGCUUUUUAUAACACAAAUCCAAUAGUAAAUCCAACAGGAAAACUACUAGUUAGUAGACGUAUCGCUAGGAAUAGUAAACUUACAAACAAAUCGGAAGUGAAUAAUAAAGAAGUCGAAAACUUAGUUGAAAAUAAUAUAGAAAGCGAUCAGACAGCACAUAAAGACAAUGACGAAUUGGAUUUAGAAGAGGAAAUGCAGAAAGAAAUGUUGGCGUUUACUGAAAAAGUUGAUGAAACUAUCGAAGAAACAAAAAAAAACCGCUUAGAAAGAGUAAGAUGCGAUAUUUGCAAAGCGUAUAUAUCAAGACGCAAUAUUUCAGUUCAUUGUCAUACUCAUCACCCGGAACAGUAUCCUAAGUCUUCAUCAAACUCCGUCAGAAUUCUCAGCAGUUGUAGGGAAGGAUCUGGCUACUAUCAUCCCAAGACGUGUAAAAAAACUAAAGGAAAUUAUGUCUAAAAUGCACGAAACUGAAAGUUUUUGGAAUUUCAAGUAUGAUAAUGCCAUUAUUUCGUAUCUAAAUCUCAUUUGCGAGCGAUACGAUGUCCGGGAUCAAGAUAAAUUGAUAGCAACACAUGGUCGAACGCUUGGAACUUUUCUCACCACAAUGAAGAAUCUAAACCCAGCAAUAACAGACCUACAGAGUUGCAUGGAUUCUCCUCACUGGGCAAAUACAGUAGCGGCAAUAAGAAGCAUGGCUGGAUUUGAUGAAAAAGAAAGAACAUUUGCAUCUCCAUCUACAGCUCAACUGAUAGGACUUCUGCUUAAAAACGUUAUGAAAGUGCUAAAAUCAAUUUUCAAUGUAACUAAAGACAAAGUCGGUUAUCGUAAACUAGCAUCGUUUAACGUAGAAUUAGAAGCGUACUGGCUUCCUAUUAUUGGGAGCAAAAUCGUUCCCAGUCAGAACUCUAAAAGAAAGAAAGACGAGGGAAAAACCAUCGAAGAGGUAACACCCCACGAUAAAAAUAUAAUGAUGGAAUUUUUAUCUCGAAGACGAGAUAUAUUGUUUGAUAAGGCGCUGAAGAAUUUAGACAGUGUUGUUUAUACUGAGCUUGCAUCAGCACAAAUGAUUUACGUACAAUGUUGGAACGGAAGAAGGCCUGGCGAGAAUAGCCGAACACAUUUGGAGGAUUAUACAAAUAGAACGAUUACGAACCAAGAUAGCUGUCACUUCAAAAGCUUGACUCGCGAAGAGAAGAUGCGAGCUGUGAGAUUCUCCAUAAUGAAUCUGGCUGGAAAGAAAAACGAAGGACUAGAUGGCCGCGUAUAUCUAGAUAAAAAAGAUGAGAAAAUAAUCGAUUUCCUGGUACACAAUCGAUCAAAAGUCGGUAUAUGUACCAAAAACAAACAUUUAUUUGUUGGAGCAAACAUGAAUGAAAAUGACCAUUUAGAUGGGCACCUUGUCAUGAAAAAAUUGGUAGAACUGUGUCACAAAAACUAUAAGAAAUUUGAAAAUCUCUUUAACGUCACAGCUACAGGAUUUAGAAAAUUCAUCGCUACACAAUAUAAAAGACAAACAAACAGACGGCACUCUGACGCGUUGAUAAGACAUUUGUCUCAUACUAAAAAAACACACGACAAGUACUAUAGACAAGUACUUCCGCAAGAGGCUGUGCAGGUUACUACAUUAUUAGAAGAAAUUAUCUCAAAGAAUACGGAAUCAUAUGAAUCUCAGGAUGUAACUGACCAAGAAUUCGUUGAAUUUAACUUCCAAAAGGAGAAUACUUCUACUAAAAAAGGAAAAAUAGAUGACAAAGCAACGCAGUUACAUGCAAUAGCUUCGUUAAAAGUGUUACUGGAUGCAACUAAAUCACGUGAUGGGACAGCUGCUUGUGCGUCCGCAGUUCAUGCUCAUACCGAAACUAACAGUUUAUCUGUUAAAUUACAUGAGGCUGUACAAAGCUCAGGCUCUACUACUGUUGAAACUACUAUUGGUGUACAAAGUCUUCUGAAUGGAAAAAUUACUGCCAAACAGACAACAAGUGUCGAAUCGGAAGAUGAGGAAGAAAUUCAAGAAGCUCUCAACAUGGCGUGGCCUAAUUCUUCAAAGAAAAAAAUCACAUAUUUACUUGUUGCUCCAAUAUUAUUUCCUCUAUGGCUAACGUUACCUGAUACGCGUACAACCCGAGAAAUGAUAGUAACACACGUGCGACUACAUUGUGUGCAUACGUGAAAUUCACAGAAGGGCCAUCACUAGACAAAUUUGUUGUAGUUAAAGGCUGGAAGAUUAAAAGUAAAGAAAUUCCAGCUGAUCAUAAUAGCUCCAGUGUGAAAAAAUAAUAUCAUCUGCUGGAUGAAACAGAUGGCAUAACAUAUUAUGCACAGGUAAUUCUUGUUGCUGGUAAGUAUGUGUGUGUAUCUGUGUGUGUGUUUUUUUAUGUGGUGUUGGCAGAGCAAGCUCCGAUACCGGAUCCCUACAAGUACUAUCGUUAAACAAUACUUCCGUGGGGCCUGUUAACUAGCCAUUCUAGCUUCUCCUUUAAAGUUUGACAUUUGCAUACAUCCCCCAUCCACCAAGGUGAUUAGGGGUCCAGGAUCAAACUCGUCUUCUUCAUUCUGCAUCGUCCUGCCGUCUACUUCCAACAGCAUCGAUCAGCCAUCCUCUGGACAGACUUAACCCCGACACCUACGUUCUUCUGCAUCGGGUGAGAGAGUCUAACUCAGUUACCUACGAUCCUCAGCAUCGGUUUAAGAAGCACUUAGAGGUACUCAACCCUAGCUCCUAUGUUCCUUCGCAUCGGGCAGGGAAGUAAGAGCACAACUCUGUGACCUCCGUUCCUCUGCAUCAAUCCAAGGAGCGUUACGUAUCUACUACGUAGUGGCCUUCGUCUAGCAGCAGUUUUACUAAGGUGUUUCGCCUUGUCCUUCCCUUUUAUUGUCUUCGUUAUUUCUAACUUUUUUAAGAAUGGUCCUUACGUAGUUUUUUAAUGCACACUAGCCAUCAUUCGACGCUAGCAUAGCUGUCAUCAUUCUCAGAGGUCACCCUAAUCUGAAGGUAAUACUAGAGUUCUUCUCGUCCCACUUCGUAUCGCGAACAGUCACAGAAGACAUGCUCCGCAUCUUUGUUUGCUUUCAAACAUACUGGGCAAUUAGGAUUCUUGAAGCGGUGUAGGAAGCCUCAAAAGCAUCCAUGUCCGGAAAAAAACUGCGUAAGGUAGUAAUUCACUUCCCCGUGUCAUCUAUUGGUGCAGCCAAAAAUACGUGGUAAGUCCCAUCGUCUUUGCCACUCAGCUAAGGUUUGUUCCUUCGCAGCUUUUUAAACUUCCUUUUGAGUAUUAUCAGCACGCCGGCUUUCUUCGUAUAUAUUUUUUCGUUCUGCUGCUAGAAGGUCAAUAGGUGGCAUACUUAAAAUAACGCACACGGAAUCUUCUGAUACUGUUCGGUAGGCAGAAGCGACCCUCAAUGCACUUCUCCUAUAAACUGUUGACAGCUUUCGUGCAUAGGACUUGACCAACAUAGCGUCCGCCUAUAUUGGGGCACCGUAUAACAUAAUUGAUGUAGUUACACUGGCUAGGAGUAAUCUUUGACCCUGCGUUGGCCCACCUACAUUUAGCAUUAGUCACGACCGACAUAGUUAGCAUUAGUUCAGCACCGACUUUUGCUGCCUUAUUGCUUGCCCUCUCGAGAUGAUGCUUAAACGUUAGCCUGGCGUCUAUGGUGAUUCCCGGGUACUUAUUGGUCGGCUAAGAGUCUAUUUUGUGUCUGUCCACUAACAGCGUUAUUGUCUCUAUUUUCUUCCUACUGGAUAUAACAAUAGCCUUCGUUUUAUGGCUAGCUAGCUCAAGUCCGGUAUGCUUUAGCCAAUCGUGGAUUAUACCUACUACCUUGUUAGCGAUUUCCGACACCUCUUCCUUUUGCUUUGCUACUACCACUACUGCAAUGUCAUCUGCAAACCCUACAACCGUUGCCCCUUUGCGUGGCUCUAGCCUAAGUACUCAAUCGUACAUAAUGUUCCACAACAAUGGGCCAAGCACUGACUCUUGUAGGACCCUUUCGGUAACUUGAUAGGUUUUUGUGCUGCUCUUUGUGUCAUACAAAAGGGUUCUGUCUUUUAGGUAGUCAGACAUAAUCCUUCUUAUAUAUGCGGGUACCUCUUUUUUCGUAGUGCCUUGUGUAUCUUGCCCCAGCUGGCUGAGUUAAACGCAUUUUUAACAUUAAGUGUAACAAUAGCACAGUACUUCUGCUCCUUCUUUCCAUAUCUUUCCUUCUAUUGCAGUUCUAGCAGUGUCGACUACUAAGCUUACGGCAUCAAGAGUAGAAAGUUUUUUCCUGAAGCCGUAUUGAUAUUUCGCUAGUCCACCUGGUUUUUUAAUAACUUGGUCCAUUCUAACGCCGAUUAUGCGCUCUAAAAUCUUGCCCUGGGGUGUUCAGCAUGGAGAGUAGUCUAUAUGAGUUAGCUUCUCCAGGUUGCUUAUCUCCUUUUGGUAGGAGUACUAAGCGUUGCUUUUUCCAGUUCUAAGUAAGUGUCCCUUUUUUAAGACAUAAAUUGUACAGGUAUUCAAAGACAUCAGGACGUUCUUGUAUAGCUUCUUUGAAUGCAAUAUUGGGUAUGCUAUCCAGGCCUGGAGCCUUGUUGUUCCUAAUUAUUUUGCAUGCAGCCAGUAAUUUCUCUGUGUUUAUGGUUUAAAUGAUUUCGUGAUUUGCCUCCGCUUAAGGGAUAGUUGUAACUUCCAGUUGGUGGGCAAACAGCUCGGUUACAAUACGGUCCAGCGAUUCCGAGCUUUUUGGAGGAGGGAAAUAACUUCCCUUUAUCUUUUUUAUUACUACUUGGUACGGUCGCCCCCAGGGAUCUAGCUCAACCUCGCCCUGUAACUCUUUUGGGCACCGUCGUUUAUUUUCUCGGAUUUUUUUCUUGACUAUUCG